AUGUCAGGGAUUUGGCCAGUCUGGGAGAAAGUAUGGGAGAAAGUCUGGGAGAAAGUCUGGGACAUCGGCAGGCCCAUCGGCACCUCCAUGCGGACUUUAAACUGUGCUCGAUGUUUCGAAUGGCCAUGCCAAUCAGUCCUGCCAGCGAGCGCACCGCCCCUGCCACCUAACAUCUCACUGGAAUACUGCAUGUUCAUGCUCCGCCUCAACCCUGCCCUCCACUUUUGCCCGCCCCUCUUGCCCGCCCAUCUCCUUACCAACCCUUCUCUCUGCCCACCCCUCCUUGCCCGCCCCUCUCCUUGCCCGCCCGCCCUCUGUUCUUUGCCUGCUCCCUGCCUGGGGAUAACUGCCAAGAUGUCUUUGUUGCAACAAGUGGAUGUUGCCUUUCUUUCCAGAUUCUCUCUGCGUCUAUCAUCAAUUGGCAUCGUUCUUGAUUGUGCAUGCUGUGGUGCUGCUAUUCCUCUUUCGAUCUGUCGCAGCGACCUGAAUGGAAACUCGGGCAAGCCGAUGGCAAAGCAUUCAUCCUGCUCCUUCUACUGGUGGUUCCCCCAACUCCUUGCAUAUCCAAAUAUCAUCAAUCUCAUCUGCUCAUCGAGUCUGUCGUCGAGUUAUUCACUGACCUUCGCAAGUUCGCAGCUAGUUGCCUCUACCUCCUCGAGCAGUGGAACCACUAUGUUUCCUUUUCCCUCGACCCAGCCUCAUACCAAAUCUAAUGGCAAGAAGCCACAAAAGCAGGGAGAGAAGUGUGUUGGUUCCUUCUGUCAGUGUCUGCGAGCUUUACGAUGCACACGUGCCAUGUGCCUGACUCACUGCACCAAUGCUGGUGGAUGUGCCAUCCAUCCUGUGGAUACAGAGAUUGUGCAUGGCCAUGAGGACAUGAGUGCGCAGGAGGAGUUUGAGAUUCUGGCCGAUGAAGAGGCAGACAUGACUGUUACAAGUAACAUCGGUCACGUGGCCCCCCUAUCAUUUUCCCUUCGUCCUCGCCCUCACCAUCUACCGGCUCAUCCUCCUUUACCGACUUUCCGUUGA
This is a messenger RNA of Suillus discolor, 1029 nucleotides long. RefSeq lists its product as uncharacterized. The coding region runs from base 1 to 1029 and encodes 342 amino acids. The transcript has 2 exons. Lineage: Eukaryota; Fungi; Basidiomycota; Agaricomycetes; Boletales; Suillaceae. The record is from RefSeq and is a predicted model, not a curated record.